Sugiyamaella lignohabitans is the source of this 789-nucleotide messenger RNA. RefSeq names its product mitochondrial 37S ribosomal protein RSM25 (gene RSM25). NCBI's taxonomy places the organism in Eukaryota, Fungi, Ascomycota, Dipodascomycetes, Dipodascales, Trichomonascaceae. The record is from RefSeq and is a predicted model, not a curated record. The transcript has a single exon. Gene Ontology annotation, cellular component: mitochondrial small ribosomal subunit. The coding region runs from base 1 to 789 and encodes 262 amino acids. Gene Ontology annotation, molecular function: structural constituent of ribosome.
AUGAAACUACAAACAGAUGCCAUUCAAGUGGCUCAGAGGACUGCCCAUCUACUGAGGGCCGGACAAAAAACCAUUCGACGCGGCUCUCCCGGAGGAUCAAUCAGCGAACCGGCUUGGUUUAAGGUUGUCGCUGCUAACCCACCUACACAAAAUCUACAACAAAAACUGAGGAAUUUAGAUGUUUUCCAAUCCAGUCCGAAGUCACCUCCUGUAGGAGAAAAGAAAAGAUCAACUGGACUUUACGUGACGAGGUAUAAGCAAAAAUUUAGCACCAGAGCCCAGCAUAUGUAUCGCAUCAGAGAUGUUAAAUAUUUCGAAGAUAAAAUCAGAAACGCCUUUUAUGAACAGCAUCCAUGGGAAUUGGCCAGGCCUAAGGUUGUAAUUGAGAAUGACGGUAAUGAUGCAGCCAAAUUUGACUGGAGCACCAUCAGUCAAGAAAACAAACGUUUAGAUGGUGAAAGUGUUGUACAGCGAACACUAUUUCUUUUAAAGAGUGCGGAAUUUAAAGGGAAUGAGUCCUGGACUGAUGCAUACGAUCAAGCUCGUUUAGAGUUCUACAGACUUAGGAUGCGUGAAGAAGCUGAGUUAGAGGUCGCCGCCGAAGAGGCGACGAUGUUCGGGUCCGUCUUUGGUCCUUCAUAUCUUGAACAUGGUAUCAAUGCUGAACAAAAGGUUAUUGAUGAGUGGAUCGUUCAAGCUACUGAAGCGACGAAAGCCAAGAAAGCCCAAUUAUCGGGACCUGUUUCUUUCGAAAAUGACAAUGAGCCGGAAGCCCCUGUUGCAAAUUAA